CCGCACGGGCCUAAUAACCAGUUCCGCGCUCGAGUCGACGCGCGCCGGCGGGCUGCAGAAGCAGAUAUGUCGGUUGUCCUGCAGCGCGUCGAGCGGCUGUCCAGUCGGGUGGUGCGCGUCCUGGGCUGUAACCCGGGACCCAUGACCCUGCAGGGCACCAACACCUACUUGGUAGGGAUCGGCACCAGGAGAAUCCUCAUUGACACUGGAGAACCAGCAAUUCCAGAAUAUAUCAGCUGUUUAAAGCAGGCUCUGACUGAAUUUAACGCAGCAAUCCAGGAAAUCAUAGUGACUCAUUGGCACCCUGAUCAUACUGGGGGCAUAGGAGAUAUUUGUAAAAGCAUCAGUAAUGACACUGCAUAUUGCAUUAAAAAACUCCCACGGAAUCCUCCGAGAGAAGAAAUUAUAGGAGAUGGAAAGCAACAAUAUGUUUAUUUGGAAGAUGGAGAUGUGAUUAAAACUGAAGGUGCCACUCUCAGAGUUAUACACACACCUGGCCACACUGAUGAUCAUAUCGCUCUACUUUUAGAAGAGGAGAAUGCGAUCUUUUCUGGAGAUUGCAUCCUAGGGGAAGGAACAACUGUAUUUGAAGACCUCUAUGAUUAUAUGAACUCCCUAAAAAAGCUAUUGAAAGUCAAAGCUGAUAUUAUAUAUCCAGGACAUGGCCCAGUAAUUCAUAACGCUGAAGCUAAAAUUCUAGAAUACAUUUCUCACAGAAAUCUCCGAGAACAGCAAAUUCUUACAUUAUUAACUCAUUCUUUUUUAAAAAAGAAAUGUCUUCUUGCACUCUUGUUUUUCUUUUAGACUAUUCCUGAGCAUUUAUAUAAAAUGGCUGAACAUAAUAUCUUGCUUCACUUGAAAAAAUUAAAAAAAGAAGGAAAAAUAUUUAACAACACGGAUCCUGAGAAGAAAUGGAAAGCUAAUCUUUAGUUUCAGAUUAAUGAAAGCUUUUGUUGGCUUGUUUUAUUUUUAGUGAAUGGUAUGUUUUCUUGACUAUAAUUAUUUACAGGGAAUAUAGAGUAUAGAACAUUGAAAAUAAUCCUAAAUAUACUUUAAAAUAAUGUCUUAUUUCAUCUAAAAUAUAUAUUACACUUUACAUGUAUAAUAUAGGUCGCUUAUCUAAUCUGAAUGGUACAACAUUUUACCAAAAAUUCAGAAUCCAACAGUUUAUCCAUGUUCAACAGAUUUAUGGUUACUUUAAAAAUAAUAAAAUUUAUAUAAGUUAAACUGGGUAUUAUUCUUGGAGAUUAGUUAUCUGUUACAAAUGGCCAAUAGUAUUUCUCCAGCUGCUUCAGUUAACAGCACAGAUUUCUGUGUAAUCCUUCUUUACAUCUGUAGAUAACAGCUUUGUUUUCAUGUUUCUAUCAAUUGUAUUAUGAUUUUGCUUUAGUUCUAUAGCUCUGUAUCCUGUAUAUUUUUUUAUAAUGGUAUCUCACAAAUGAUUCAUGAACAUCAACUUACAGUAAUUGAAAAAUAUUAAAUUCCUAAUUAAAAGCAUUAUAUAAUAA
Messenger RNA from Leptonychotes weddellii (Weddell seal), 1508 nucleotides. Lineage: Eukaryota; Metazoa; Chordata; Mammalia; Carnivora; Phocidae. The record is from RefSeq and is a predicted model, not a curated record.